UUGGAGAGGUGCGCAGGGACGGGGAGGAGGGUGCGCGCGUUUGUUUGCAGCAACCAAACGGGGAGAAAGGAGGAGCUGAGAAGAGGAAGGGAGUUCGAGGCGAGACUUCCGGGAAGAAGAUGAGCGUUGCGGAGGUGCUUUUACAUACGGAGAUGCUGUUGUAAACCUGGGAAUUCCGAAGAGAGCCUGGAGUGUAGAAGAUGAGGAGAAGCAGGCUGCAACUCAACCUUAGCGAGUGGUUGUGGGAUUUUGGUCCCCUGCGGUCAAGAGAGCUGACAUCUUUGGCUCUGGAUGGGGUAACACUCCCCUGGACAGAACUGUUGACUUCCCAAUGAUGACAGGAGCUGCUUCUCGGAUCCUGUCAAGCAAGUUUAUAUGCCAUGAAUAACACCACCAUGCCUACUUCUGCUGGGCCAACCAAUGACUCCCUGGUGGGUUACAUUCUAGUGCCGUUUUUCCUUAUCACCAUUGUUGGAAUCAUCAUGGCAGUGAUGAUGUAUAUCCAGAAAAAAAGGAGAUAUGAUCGACUACGCCACCAUUUGUUGCCAAUGUACAGUUAUGAUCCUGCGGAGGAGCUACAUGAGGCUGAGCAAGAACUCCUAGUGGAGCCAGAGGACACUAAAAUGAUGCGAGGUUGGGGAGGAUACCAGCCCUAUCGUAAUUCAUUUAUGGAUGUGAAAGCUUGAUGGUACUCAUCUCGGACUGAUCACAGAGGGUAGAUGGAUGACCUCUUCUACCUGGCAUGUGUGCCAACUUGAAUGCCAUUAACGUUGCUGCCUUUCUUUACACUUCAGUACUACAGCCUCUUGACGUGACUUCCAGUAACAGAAGGUGUGAUGGAUGCCAGCCGUGUCGAGGAGAUUGGCACUGAGCACCUGGUACAGAGUAGCCCAGGGGGGGUUGGAGAAUUGUGUUUGGAACUAGGACAGCUUGCUAUGUGGCAUCAUUCUUCGUAUCAACCAUCUCCUAAUUUGCAUUUUAUGUGGAUGAUGAGAUGCAGGAGUUUAUGAAAUUUUGAGUAAAAUAUCACUGAAUAGCUCUUGCAUUACGGGCAUCAAUCCUCAAAAGCUCGGCUUCGUUUAAAAAAAAAAGCAAAGCAGUCAACCUCCAUUUCCUUUUGUGAACAAAGAGCAUCAGAAUGCAGCUGCUGUGAUAUCCCAGCACAUUGCUUGCUGCCUUCUCUCCUUACUUGCCUAAGAAUGUAAAAGGGUGUAUUAUUUAAAGCUGUUGGAUUCCUGUAACAUACUGCUGAACAGAUGCGAGCAAAGUGAAUAAAAUCGCCAAAUGCGUAACUUGG
This is a messenger RNA of Thamnophis elegans (Western terrestrial garter snake), 1297 nucleotides long. RefSeq names its product small integral membrane protein 29 (gene SMIM29). NCBI's taxonomy places the organism in Eukaryota, Metazoa, Chordata, Lepidosauria, Squamata, Natricidae. The record is from RefSeq and is a predicted model, not a curated record. The transcript has 7 exons. The coding region runs from base 381 to 686 and encodes 101 amino acids.